This is a messenger RNA of Xenopus laevis (African clawed frog), 3354 nucleotides long. RefSeq names its product transmembrane protein 209 L homeolog (gene tmem209.L). Gene Ontology annotation, cellular component: membrane. Bases 131 to 1819 code for a protein of 562 amino acids. Lineage: Eukaryota; Metazoa; Chordata; Amphibia; Anura; Pipidae. The record is from RefSeq and is a predicted model, not a curated record. The transcript is spliced from 15 exons.
AGAAGAAAGUCACGCUGUAGAGUAGGCGGGAAGGGGCAAGGGGAUUGAAGCGUCUAAAGUAGGUAAAUAGUGCUGCGACAUCGUACAACUCCGAAGGGUUAACAGUCCUUAUGUGGGCUGUGAUUUAACAAUGAAGGCAGAAGAGCAAAGGUCAGCUAUGUCCUUCAUUGAUACAACCAUUAAGAUGAGAAAGGAGGCUAAUGCCAAGAAAGUAGUUUUGGCCUGGGCUCUGCUGAAUGUGUCACUGGCAGGAAUGAUUUACACUGAAAUGACUGGAAAAAUGAUAAGUACCUACUAUAACAUUACUUACUGGCCCUUGUGGUACAUUGAACUUGCUCUGGCAUCCUUAUUCAGUUUGAAUGCACUGUUUGACUUUUGGAGAUAUUUCAAAUACACAAUGGCUUCUCCAAAUAUAACUUUGAGCCCCUCUCAGCAGAAGCUUCUAGGCGUACCUUAUUCAUUGGCCCAGUCUUCUCCACAACGGGAUCUGAUUCCAAAUAAGGUUCCAGGCUCUACAUCACCCCCAAGCAUGCAGGGACAGAAUGUUCUGAGCUACAGUCCUUCUCGGUCUCCUAGCUCCAGUCCAAAAUUCUCACCUAGUUGCAUUAGUGGUUAUAGUCCUCAGAUACAGGCUAUGCUACCAAACAGUGGUAGUCCCUUCACUUCAGUUGUGUCAUACUCCUCUAACAGCUUCCCCAAGAUUAUAAAUUACAGUCCUUCUUCGAGUUCCCCACAAUACCCUAGUAAUCUUGGUCCAGUGGAAAGUGGUGGUCUGAGAUCUCGCUACCGUUCAUCUCCAUCUGCCUACAGCUCUCCAACAGAUAAAGAGGAUUAUAUGACUGACCUGAAAUUGCUAGACACUUUCCUAAGGAGUGAAGAAGAGAAACAGCAUCGGGCUCAGCUUGGGAGUCCAGAUUCAAGCUCAACUUCAACCAGUCCAACCUUCUGGAAUUACAGUCGUUCUGUGGGUGAUUAUGCACAUACCCUUCGCAAGUUUCAGUACCAGCUAGCCUGUCGUUCCCAGGCUCCCUCUGCACAUAAAGAUGAAGCUGAUCUUGGCUCCAAGCAUGCUGCUGAAGAGGUUUGGGCAAAAGUCACAAUGAAUCGUCAGCUGCUGGACCAUAUGGAUACAUGGACUGCAAAAUUCCGAAAUUGGGUUAAUGAAACCAUUUUGGUCCCCUUGGUCCAUGAGAUAGAUUCUGUGAACACACAAAUGAGAAGACUCGGUUGUCCUGAGUUACAGAUAGGAGAAUCAAGCAUAAGCAGUUUGAAGCAAGCAGCUCUAGUAAAAGGCCCACUCAUACCAACAUUACAUAUCAUAAUGCAAUAUCUGGACGUCACUCCAAAUCAGGAAUACUUGUAUGAGCGCCUUAAAGAACUGUCACAUGGAGGAUGCAUGAGCUCUUUCCGGUGGAAUUCAGGAGGAGAUUUUAAAGGUCGAAAAUGGGAUACGGAUCUUCCAACUGAUUCUGCGAUCAUGAUGCAUAUAUUUUGCACAUAUCUGGACUCUCGCCUGCCUCCCCACCCUAAAUAUCCAGAUGGGAAAACCUUCACUUCUCAGCAUUUUGUCCAGGCUCCCGAUAAACCAGAUACGUCAAAUGAAAAUGUAUUUUGCAUCCACCAGAGCAGUGUAAAUCCUCCCUACUAUGAGUUAGUCUAUCAGAAGCACAUCUACAGCCUGCCAAAGGGAAGAAACAACUUGUUUCAUACAUUGCUCAUGUUCCUGUAUAUUAUAAAGACCAAAGAAUCAGGAAUGCUUGGGAGAGUCAACCUUGGUUUAUCUGGAGUGAAUAUCUUAUGGAUAUUUGGGGACCUUUGAUGCUUGAUGUGGCCAGGAUUUCAGUUUAAAAGCUGUUUUUUUAACUAUUGCUUUUUUUCAAGUUAAUAUUUUUCUAUAAUGGUGCCUCUGAAAAAUAUGUAUUUAAAACGCAUUGGUUUUGCAAAGGGACAGAUUUUGUAGUUGUAAAAUUUCGAUUAAGGAUGACCUGUUUUUAGUGUUACCUGACAGAUUGGGCCUACUGGCAAGAACUGGCCACCCAUGCCAAUGGCAUUAAUACAUUUGUGUGGCUGAACAAUGCCCAAACAAGUUGAUCUGUAUGGAAUCUAGAGGGAGUUCCUCAUUUCUAGAACUGCCAGCACUUCGUGCAUAUGCCAAGAAGACGGAUUGGGGGGAUUUCAAUCCAGAGAAAUGAAUUGCAGUUAUAGGGAAUCCUACAACAGACUGCCAAAUAAGCUCCCCAAGAUUCCAAUUUGUAAAUAGUGCGAUAUGGAUGUUGAAAUAGCCAGGCUGCCCAACUAAAUCUUUUCAUGUACAGAAGUGUUUAAUCAGUCUGCAUCCACUGAAUUGUUUUCAUAUUGACAUGUAUUUACUCACUAUUUUAAGUUGCAAAUAGAAAUGGUUUCUGUUCAUAAUUUUAAAAAAUGUGUUAAAUUGCAACUUGAAUUAUUUUAAGGAACUGCUCUGCAUAUAGAUUUGUUUCUAUUUUACAUAAUUGUUCAGUCAUUUCCCCUUUCUAUAAACGUUUAGACAGAUGGCACACCCCGCAGCCUAAGUUUAGUUUUUUUUGGGCAUUUCCCAUUUUAUGAAGCAGCGGUGGUGGUUUUGGAAUUUCUUUUCUGCCUGAAAUACACCAGUGCAGAAUACACCUCAUGACUCAUAGCUCUGUUAUGUUUCAAAUGAUCUCUUAUAUAUUUCCUUUUAAAUCUUUAUUUGUUUUUACACAGCUAUGUAUGUAACAUCUAGGAACAAUUAUUUAGAGGUAAAAUUUUUCUAUGGCCUGUACAAAACUAUAUAAUCUAUUACUGACUUAUUUGCAUUAUUAGCAUUGGCUAUACAGUUUAGUUUCUCGUCACCAAUAAACGUUGAAGAAAAGCUUGGCUUUUUUUCAUUCUUGUAUAUAGAACAACCUAAAAUCUACUGUAUUUUCAAAAUGUCCCUUUUGUGAAAACAUUUUAACAGGAAGUAUUCUAUGCAGGAAUGUUUAAUUUCAUUUCUAAACAUUGAAAAUGAUUAGUAAACUGUAUUCAUACAUUUUCUUUAUGAUGUCAUAGACAAAGCAGGUAGUUUCUUUUUAAUUGUCAAACAUAUUCUGAGAAUUUGUAACUUCAUACUAAUUCUGUAAAGUAUUUAUAAUGCCAACAUAUUUUAUUCGAUUUUGAGAAGUGUUGGAAAUAAAGUAAUUUAGAGCACUCUUUUUUAUCUUUUUUUUUUUACUUUGUUUUUCCUGUAUGUAUGCCAUAAGUGGAGAUGUACCUGUCAUUCUGUAAAAGGCCCCAGCUGGCUAAAUUUCAUAAAUGGAACUGCCUGCAGCAAUGCAGUAAGCAAAAUUUUUAAUAAAGAUAGAGUGGCUGCGA